Chrysoperla carnea is the source of this 2863-nucleotide messenger RNA. RefSeq lists its product as uncharacterized. The coding region runs from base 17 to 2863 and encodes 948 amino acids. Gene Ontology annotation, molecular function: protein binding. Lineage: Eukaryota; Metazoa; Arthropoda; Insecta; Neuroptera; Chrysopidae. The record is from RefSeq and is a predicted model, not a curated record. The transcript is spliced from 6 exons.
AAAUUAUUUAAAAAAAAUGACAAAACUUAUAAAUAUAUUAUUGCAACGUAACGAUUGUAAUAUUCCCUGGGGAUUUGAAAUUCAAGAACGAAAAAAUGCUCAACAAUCAAUAGUGAUUACUCGUGUUUUACCCAAUGCUGUAUCAGCCUAUAACAUCCAUCGAGGUGAUUUUAUUCUUCAAAUACAAGAUCAAAGUGUUACCAAAUUAAGUGAUAAUGAAAUAAAUAAUUUAAUAAAUAAACCCGCAAAAGAAUUACGUUUAAUUAUUUUACAAAAUACAAAAUCAACAAUAAUGCCUUCAAAAAAUGACUUGUCGACACCUACAGCUUCAAUUCCAAUAGCUACAUGCCAGCAUUCCGAAAUUAUUCUAUCAAAAUCUUUAGGGAAUCCUCCAACCAAACCACCUGUAGUACGUUUUCCACGACAAUCAGUUGAAAAUUGUGCUCCGUCUAAGAAGUUAACACAAGAGCCAAAUUUUAAUACACCAUUUUAUAAACCACAAAUGCCAACUUAUAAAAAAUCAAACCAGACAGACGGUAAUUCAAAUGAAAAUAAGGUCCAUGAUAAAAAACUACAACCGAAGAAGAUUCUUCGCGAGUUUAUUCAAAAUAAAGAUGGUACAUUGAAUUUAACGGAACGUGUUCCAAUAUCACAUAAUACAAAUGUACGAGAAUUAGAAAGAAGAAAAUCGUUUUUUGAAAGUUUUAACAAUGAAAAUGUUCCAAAUUUGUUAUCUAGGAAAAAUAGCAUCAAAGCAAAUACAACGACUCAAACAGCAAAUAUUUCAAACUCUGAUUCCAGAGUAAGUAAACCAAAACCAGAAUCGAUGCAUAAAAUACCCGAUAAUGUACCAAGUGCAAAUGAUUCAAAUUUUGAUUCCCGAAAAAAUAACUCGAUUACCAAUCUUCUGAAAUCGAAUGCAGAAAUGAGAAAUGACAUGUGUAAUGAUUCGUCAGUUGUUAAUUACUCAAAUUUGGAAGAAAACUGUGCAUCAAAAACGGAAUCAUUGUACAAAACCCCACAAAAUGUAUCAAAAAGUAUGUCAAAUUUAGAUUCUAGAAAAACCAAUUCAGUAGCAAAUCUAUAUUCAAACACAGAAUCAAAACAUGAUGUGUUGGACGAAAAUUACUUAAAAUUGGAUUUCAAAGAAGAUAAUAAAGAAACAACAUAUAAAAUACCAGAAAUUCUAUCACAAAGUGUUCCAAAUUUUGAUUCUAGAAUAAAUUCUUCAGUUUCAAAUCAUAAUUCAAAUACUAAUUCGAGACAAAAAAUGUUUGAAAGUUUAUCGAAUAAGAAUAUUCCAGAUUUGGAUUCUAGCCAAAAUAAUUCAAUUGCCGUUUUUAAACCGAAUGCGAAAUCGAAAAGUAAGUGUGAUGUAAUUAUGACCGAAUGUUUAUCCGACGAUGAGACGAAUAGUGUAACGGCUGAAAUGAUCACAAAUUUAACGUCCGAAGAAGAUGUUUCAAAUGACGAUGACAAUGAUGAACGUAAAAAUGUACAAAACUUACCCAAGGAAAACUAUCCAAUGCCCAAAAAUGAAAACAGAGGAACUUCAUCUUAUAUAAACAAUUCAUCAAAUAAUGAAGAGAAAAAUUAUAAUUUGCAAAAUAAUCAAAUGGCUUCGAAUCAAGAUGAAUCUAAUCAUGAAUCUAAAAAUAUGCAAAGUUGGGAAAAUUAUACAAUGCUUAAAAACGAAGUGAGAAGAACUUCAACUCUAGACGAUUUGCAAUAUUUUGAUGCAUACAAUGAUGUCAGAAGAGUUUCAAAUCAAGAUGACUCUCAAUAUUUUGAUGCCGAGAAUAAUGAAAAUACAAUAACUGUGAAUCAAAAUAGUUCCCAACAAUUUGAUGAGGAAGUCUAUGAUGGCAAAAAUAAUACUCCAAACUAUGGAAAGACAAAUGCUAAUACACAAACAAUUUUGUAUGAAAAUAAUUCCCAACAGUCUAGUAAGGUAAAUUACGAUGAACGCAACAGUGAAAUUAGAACACUAAAUCCAAAUAAUUUGCAUCAUUCGAAUAGCCAAAAUUAUGGCAAGCCAAAUAAUGAAAUACGAAGAAGUUCUUUUGAAAAUAGUUCACAACAUAUCCCAAAUAACCCGCAGAAUUUUGGUACCCAAAAUUCUAAUUUGCAUCAUUCAAAUAGCCAAAAUUAUGGCAAGCCAAAUAAUGAAAUACGAAGAAGUUCUUUUGAAAAUAGUUCACAACAUAUUCCAAAUAACCUGCAGAAUUUUGGUACCCAAAAUUCUAAUUUGCAUCAUUCGAAUAGCCAAAAUUAUGGCAAGCCAAAUAAUGAAAUCCAAAGAAAUUCUUUUGAAAAUAGUUCACAACAUAUUCCAAAUAACCCGCAGAAUUUUGGUACCCAAAAUUCUAAUUUGCAUCAUUCGAAUAGCCAAAAUUAUGGCAAGCCAAAUAAUGAAAUCCAAAGAAGUUCUUUUGAAAAUAGUUCACAACAUAUUCCAAAUAACUCGCAGAAUUUUGGUACCCAAAAUUAUGACAUGCCCAAAAGUGAAAAAGAACCAUAUUUGACCCAAAAUGAUAUGCGACAAUUAGAUAGGGAAAGCUAUGAGAAAAGAACAGUGGAUUAUGUUGAUAAUCAAAAUGAUGAGAUGAAAAAUUUUGCAAAACAAGAAACUUCGAUUCAAAAUAACAUUCAACAAUGUGACAGAGGAAAUAAUCAAAUAAUGACUUCGAUGUAUGGUAGUGAAUUUUCAAAUAAUUUUCUAAGGACUGGAUUGAAUGCACCGAAAUUACCAAGUAUUCAAGAAAAUCAAUGCGGAAAUUCUUACUUAUAUAAUGUUCAACAACAGAAUUCAUUCAGCUGUGGCUGUGGGCGUAUUGGUUUUUUAAAUUUAUACGAAAGUUAA